AUGUCUCGACGCGCAACCCCGGGCCAGGCUGCUUUGAACCAGCAGACAAUCAAGAAUCUGCUCAAACUCGAGUCCAACAAGAUCUGUGCCGACUGCAAGCGCAACAAGCAUCCGCGAUGGGCAUCAUGGAACUUAGGUAUAUUUGUGUGUAUCCGGUGCUCGGGAAUUCACCGGGGAAUGGGCACACACAUCAGUCGAGUUAAGUCCGUGGAUCUCGAUGCCUGGACCGAUGAACAAGUCCAGGGCGUGCUGAAAUGGGGCAAUGGGAGAGCGAACAAAUACUGGGAAGAUAAACUGGCGCCCGGUCACGUUCCAUCCGAUGCUAAGAUUGAAAACUUCAUCCGCACCAAGUAUGAAUCCAAGCGCUGGGUAAUGGAUGGACCGAUGCCAGACCCUGCGACUCUCGAAGGCGACGACGAUGAUGUGCCUCUUGCUGUUGUACAGGAAAAGGCCAAGAUAGAACGUUCUGCAUCUCACCGAGUAGCCGCACCCAGCCAGCCCCCAGUGCAGCGCCGCCCACAACCAUCGAUUGAUCUGUUCGGUGAUGAUAUCUCUCCCCCAGUGCGUCCCAGCACCACUUCGCCAGCCCCUCGUCCGCCACCCAAAUCCUCUCAGCCUGUGCCCCCGACAAAGACCCAUAAACCCGCCGAUUCGUUGCUUGGACUGGACUUCUUUGGGAGCACCCAACCAGCUGCGGCCAACCGCCCCACGAGCACUGCAUCCACACCUGCUGCCCCCAGUGGUAUGUCGCGACCGGAUCUAAAGCAAUCGAUUCUGUCUCUAUAUGCGAAACCUCAGCCUGCUCCCGUUCAGCAUGAGCGGAACAACUCCUUUGGUGAUAUGGCCUAUCCAGCAGGCCCGUCCGCAUCUUCCAACAUGGGCGGCUUGACAGACGCCUUUAGUGGUCUGAGCUUCCCUUCCACUACAUCUCCUCCCCCGGCUAGGUCGACUGAGAAGCCGUCUCCUUUCGCCAACCUUACUAGCUUCUCGAGCAUCAAGUCCACUCCCGCUGCCCCCAAAGUUACUUCACCUUCAGGAUCGGCCAGCAAUGACCUCUUUAGUUUGAGCUCCCCCACUAUGUCCGCGCCCAAGCCCCAAUCACGAACAACCUCCAUUUCCUCGAACUCCCAAGAUUUCGGCUUCGGCGGGUUUGCCUCUCCUCCGCCACCAAACCACUCGAAGCUCAACCCUCCUUCAUCAGCUCUUUCCAACGACCUCUUUGGCUUCUCUUCCCCGCCCCUUGCUCCGUCGGCACCACCGAAGCCCACUGCUGUCUCUCCACGGCAGGAAAUGAGCUCUGCAUUCAAUUUAUCUGGUCCUUCUUUCCAGCCUCCUGCGCCUCCUAAGCCUCAGGCUCCAACUGCCACGGUAGCGGCGGCGGGUAUGAUGGAUCCUUGGGGUGGUAACGCAUGGAACACACCUGAGCCUGCUCCCGCGCCGGUUGCUUCCCCGCCGGCUUACUCAGGUGCAUCUAUGAUGAAAUUGCCGGAUACACUAACUGCCAAUGAUGUUGGAGCUGGCUGGGGUGCCCCCAGUUCCGCAUCCAAGCCGACCCCCACCGUGGCGGCUGACGAAGAUUUUGGUGGAUGGACUAGCGCUGCUCCUGUCUCCUCUGGGCCUACCGCUACUUCCAACAACAACUCAUCCAAGCCGGCUGGCGGGUUUGGAGGAUCAGACGACCUCUUCUCCAAUGUAUGGGAAUAA
This is a messenger RNA of Penicillium verhagenii, 1704 nucleotides long. RefSeq lists its product as uncharacterized. The transcript is spliced from 5 exons. The record is from RefSeq and is a predicted model, not a curated record. Gene Ontology annotation, molecular function: GTPase activator activity; metal ion binding. NCBI's taxonomy places the organism in Eukaryota, Fungi, Ascomycota, Eurotiomycetes, Eurotiales, Aspergillaceae. The coding region runs from base 1 to 1704 and encodes 567 amino acids. Gene Ontology annotation, cellular component: Golgi apparatus. Gene Ontology annotation, biological process: endoplasmic reticulum to Golgi vesicle-mediated transport; endocytosis; intra-Golgi vesicle-mediated transport.